GACUAUGGUUCCACCGCUGGGUAGCUGCUUCCUGCACCUUCAUUUUUCGGCCGCUUGACGAAGGGAAGAGAAGAUGAUAAAUAGCUAUGUGUUUCAGGAGCUCGAGGAUGGAGGGGUCGGUCGUCUACUGCCAAGCAAUUGGUCAUGGCUGUCUUACUCUCCUGGCUGCUGGUGGCAGCUACAGCUGUCCAAGCCUCAGGUCUUGUUCCAAGGAUAUCAUCAAGCGACCCUCUGGCCUCGUGCCCUGGCUACAAAGCUUCAAACAUCAAGACAACGGGAUCCAGUCUUACUGCCGACUUGAGUCUCGCUGGUGCGCUUUGCAAUGUCUACGGUGAUGAUCUGAAGAGUUUGACCUUGGAGGUGGUCUACGAGACUGAUGACCGCAUCCACGUCAAGAUCCAAGAUCCUGCCGACAGCGUGUAUCAAGUGCCCGCCAGCGUCCUGCCACGGCCAUCUCCAUCUUCAGGAAUCAAGUCCAAAGAUGCCAACAUCCAAUUCAAAUAUGUUGCCUCGCCGUUCUCGUUCUCGAUUACUCGAGCCAAGACUGGAGAAGUGCUCUUCGAUACUUCAGCUGCAAGUAUCGUUUUCGAGACUCAGUACCUCCGAUUGAGGACUUCGCUCCCAGCAAACCCAAAUCUCUAUGGAUUGGGCGAGCAUUCGGACCCUUUCCGUCUGAAUACCACGAAUUAUAUCCGUACUCUGUGGUCGCAAGAUGCAUACGCCAUUCCUAAUGGCGCCAAUCUUUAUGGGAAUCAUCCUGUGUAUUUCGAGCAUCGGACUACGGGCACUCAUGGAGUUUUCUUCCUCAACUCGAACGGCAUGGACAUCAAGAUCAACAAUACGAAUGGGAAAGAUCAGUAUUUGGAGUACAAUACUCUCGGAGGAGUUCUGGACUUCUACUUCAUGGCCGGACCAACCCCCCUUGCUGUGUCCCAGCAGUAUGCCGAGGUUGUUGGACUUCCAGUCAUGAUGCCGUACUGGGGCUUCGGCUUCCACAAUUGCAGAUAUGGAUACCAGGAUGCGUUUGCGGUGGCUGAAGCAGUGUACAACUACUCCAAAGCUGGAAUUCCGCUCGAGACGAUGUGGACUGAUAUUGACUACAUGGAUCUGAGGAAGGUCUUCUCUCUUGAUCCUGAUAGGUUCCCUCUCAAGAUGAUGCAGGAGCUCAAUCAUUACCUACAUUCCCACGACCAGAAGCAAAUCUUAAUGGUGGAUCCUGCCGUGGCAUAUCAACCGUACCCACCAUAUCAGCGAGGUGCCCAAGAUGGAAUCUUCUUGAGAAGAGACAACGGAUCCUAUUGGUUAGGUGUUGUGUGGCCAGGGGUUACUGUCUUCCCAGACUGGUUUCACUCCGGCACUCAAAACUACUGGAAUAACGAGUUCUCCAUUUUCUUCUCCCCAAACAAUGGUGUCGAUAUUGAUGGACUUUGGAUUGAUAUGAACGAGCCAUCGAACUUCCCAUGUAACUUCCCUUGCGACAAUCCGUAUGCAUCCGCCGUUGGAUUUCCCCCAGAACCUCCAGCGCUCCGAACUCCACCUCGUCCGCUUCCCGGAUUUCCAUGUGACUUUCAGCCACCUGGAACCAAAUGCUCUGGAAGCAAGAAGAGACAUGAGAUUGAGGCUUCAGUAGCUCUUCCAAUGCUUCAAGUGACCGAGAGACAAGCACCAGGGAAAGAGCUUGGGUUGCCAGGAAGAGAUCUGCUCUACCCCAAGUAUGCAAUUCACAACGCUGCAGCAUACACAUAUGCCGACAAUGCUGCUGGAGGAGGCAUCUCGAAUCAUACUGUGAAUACAGACGUCAUCCAUCAGAACGGGUUGGCAAUGUACGACACUCAUAAUCUGUUUGGAACAAUGAUGUCCACCGCUUCAAGAUACGCAAUGAUGAACCGGCGUUCUGCAGAGCGGCCAAUUAUCAUCACUCGCAGCACCUUCGCCGGUGCUGGAACCAAAGUCGGUCACUGGCUCGGUGACAAUGUCAGUGACUGGCCCCAUUAUCAAUGGUCCAUCAGAACAAUGAUGGCAUUUUCUUCCAUCUAUCAAGUCCCAAUGGUUGGCUCAGAUGUUUGUGGGUACGCAGACAACACCACCGAGCAACUGUGCGCUCGCUGGGCUACACUUGGAGCAUUCAGUCCAUUCUACCGCGAUCACAACGGUUACCCGCCAAACAUUCCCCAAGAAUUUUACCAGUGGCCCAGUGUCACAGCCGCAGCGAAGAAAGUCAUCGACAUCCGCUACCGUCUUCUAGACUACAUCUACACAGCCCUCUACCAGCAGACCGUCGACGGCACACCUCUCAUCAAUCCAAUGUUCUACCUCUACCCCACAGACGCCAACACUUUCGGCCUCGAACUCCAAUACUUUUACGGCCCAUCACUCCUCGUCAGCCCCGUGACAGAAGAAAACGCCACCAGCGUCAGCGUCUACCUCCCAAAAGACAUCUUCUACGACUGGUUCACCCACACCGCGGUCCAAGGCAAAGGCUCCACCAUCCAAAUAUCCAAUCUCGACAUCACCGACAUACCCUUGCACUACCGCGGCGGCGUAAUCGUGCCCCAGCGCGUCAAGUCCGCUAUGACAACAACCGAGCUCCGAAAACAGGACUUCGAGAUCAUCGUUCCCUUGGGCUCGGACGGGAAAGCCUCCGGACAAUUGUAUCUCGAUGAUGGGCUUAGUUUGGUGCAGAAGGGAACGACGUUCGUGAAGUUCGCGUUUGAUGGGAAGACGUUUAGUAUGAAGGGGAAUUAUGAUUUUAAUGCUGGGGUUAAGGUGGCGAGGAUUGUAUUUUUGGGGUUUAAGAGCACCCCGAGUGGGUGUAGUGUUGAUGGGCAGAAAGGGAGUGGGAAUCACGACUCGAAGACGGGGGAUUAUACGGUUACGGUUGGGAAGAGCUUGAGCAAGGACUUUACGGUUGUGGUUAAUCAUUAGGAGAAGAG
Molecule: messenger RNA, 2933 nt
Organism: Hyaloscypha bicolor E
Lineage: Eukaryota; Fungi; Ascomycota; Leotiomycetes; Helotiales; Hyaloscyphaceae
Product: glycoside hydrolase family 31 protein
Exons: 4
Coding region: 145-2925 (926 amino acids)
Biological process (GO): carbohydrate metabolic process
Molecular function (GO): hydrolase activity, hydrolyzing O-glycosyl compounds; carbohydrate binding
Source: RefSeq, a predicted model, not a curated record